UUUGAUUUGAUUUUUAUAUAUUUACUUAUUUUUACUUUUCCUAUCUGUGGCCAUGGCUUGGUUGUCGCCACAUUUUGAGUGGGUCAGGCUUCUUGCUCUCGUUUGUGGAAGUAGGUAGAAUGUUUUUCGUCUGCAAGAAUUCUAGGGGUGUUGUGACGGCCUUUUUAUAAUUAGUGACGAGGCGGGAGUAUUUGAGGCUCGGAUAUGGGGGCGAUUGUGACCACAGUUCUUGUUGUGGUAGCUCUUUUUCUCGGCUGGGGAGCUGUCGAGAUAGCUUGCAAACCAUGCAUGGAAUCAGGUCGGGCAGCCAUUAACAGGUCCCUGGACCUCGAUUACGACCCGGAUAAUGAAAUCGCCAACACACCGUAUCAGGAAGCUCCGAGUGCUCCGGAAACGAACCAGGAGCCCGGUUCGCCUAAAAAGUCCCACAAGGUAACCAAGGGCGAGACUUCAGAUUUCUGAGAAUAGUAAAUAUAUGUAUAUCAGCGGCUUUCUUUCCAAGUUAACUGCAAAACGUCGGGGUAGAAUGUUAUUUUUUCAUCGUGCUUCGAUAUUGAAAGCACUGGUUUUUUUUUAGAGUAAGGUUGUGGCGUGAGGUGUUCCUCAUCAAAGGAAUCCUUUCAGUAGGUCACACAAACUGCCAUCCACAAGCGUUCCAGCAUCAUUCAGGCCUUUCCGGUCCUAGGGCUGAACAUGGUUGUCAAGAAUGUUUGACGCAGGACUUGAACUCCCUGUAGUCGCAUUCAUGAGGGGUGCGUUUUGUACUUCUAAGAAGAAUUGUCCAGCUGUACAACAUGGAACCUCUAAUGCUGUGUAGUUUUCUUCAUAGGAAGCUGUGUAACGAUGAUGGCCUAUAAAUAACAUCUUUGUUCUGAGUUUCGAUGAGGAUAUCGACCUUUUAGUUA
This is a messenger RNA of Physcomitrium patens, 905 nucleotides long. RefSeq lists its product as uncharacterized. The record is from RefSeq and is a predicted model, not a curated record. NCBI's taxonomy places the organism in Eukaryota, Viridiplantae, Streptophyta, Bryopsida, Funariales, Funariaceae.